This is a messenger RNA of Exophiala spinifera, 825 nucleotides long. RefSeq lists its product as uncharacterized. The transcript is spliced from 2 exons. Lineage: Eukaryota; Fungi; Ascomycota; Eurotiomycetes; Chaetothyriales; Herpotrichiellaceae. The coding region runs from base 1 to 825 and encodes 274 amino acids. The record is from RefSeq and is a predicted model, not a curated record. Gene Ontology annotation, molecular function: protein kinase regulator activity. Gene Ontology annotation, cellular component: cytoplasm; protein kinase CK2 complex.
AUGAUGGAGGACUUUCAGUCAGAAACUGAUAGUGACUACACAAGUUACUGGCGAGACUGGUUCAUAUCAUCUCGAGGGAACGAAUACUUUUGCGAAAUCGACGAAGAAUACAUCACCGACCGCUUCAACCUCACAGGGCUCAACACCGAGGUACACUACUACCAACAUGCGCUGGACUUGAUCACCGACGUGUUCGACCUCGACUGCGACGACGACAUGCGCGAGACGAUUGAGAAGUCAGCUCGCCACCUGUACGGCCUCGUGCACGCGCGGUAUAUUGUGACGACGCGCGGGCUGGCCAAGAUGGUCGACAAGUUCAAAAAGUGCGACUUUGGCCGGUGCCCGCGCGUGCUGUGCGACAGCCACCCCUUGCUGCCCUUUGGGCCGAGCGACAACCCGGGCCUGAAGACGGUCAAGCUCUUCUGCGCAAAGUGCGAGGACAUUUACAACCCGAAAUCGUCGCGCCACGCGGCCAUCGACGGCGCCUACUUCGGCUCCAGCUUCCACAACAUCCUGUUCCAGGUCUACCCGGCCCUGGUCCCGGCCAAGUCGCGACGCCGCUUCGAGCCCAGGGUCUUUGGAUUCCGGGUGCACGCCGCCGCGGCGCUCGCGAGGUGGCAGGACGAAGAGCGCCGCCGCAUGCGCGCGAGGCUGCAGGACGCCGGCCUCACACCCAAGCAUGGACACUUGUUCAUCGAGGAUGCCGAGAGCAGCGACGGCGAGAGCGACGGCGCCAUCGGACACGACGGAGACUCGAAGAUGACAAUGUCAGCCGCCACCGCCACCGCCGAACACGACGAUGGCGUCGUCUUGCAGCAGCAGUAG